This is a messenger RNA of Epinephelus fuscoguttatus (brown-marbled grouper), 3248 nucleotides long. RefSeq names its product scavenger receptor class B, member 2c (gene scarb2c). Gene Ontology annotation, molecular function: scavenger receptor activity. The record is from RefSeq and is a predicted model, not a curated record. Gene Ontology annotation, cellular component: lysosome; cytoplasm; membrane. The transcript is spliced from 12 exons. Bases 133 to 1578 code for a protein of 481 amino acids. Lineage: Eukaryota; Metazoa; Chordata; Actinopteri; Perciformes; Serranidae. Gene Ontology annotation, biological process: receptor-mediated endocytosis; protein targeting to lysosome.
UCGCUCCGGAUGUUUGCCUGUGACUGCCCGAGAAAGUUCCUGGCCGAUGAAAACACAAACACCCCUCACACAGGGAGGCUAAUGUCAGUUAUAGCUGCUGCCGUUAGUUAAAUAGCAAACUGCUGUGUCACCAUGCUACUGAAAUCAUGCUGCAUUUACAGCACCGGAGUUUUGUCUAUACUACUGUUGAUCUGCGGCAUUGCUCUGGUCUUAUCCUCCGUGUUUCCACAUUUUCUACAGUCCAUGGUUGAAAAGGAAGUGGUGUUGAAGAAUGGCACGGAGGCAUUCGAGGCCUGGGCGGAUCCACCGGCCCCAAUCUACAUGCAGUUUUACUUCUUUAACCUGACCAACCCGGAGGAGGUGCUGGGGGGGGAUAGGCCUGCUGUGGUGGAGAUCGGACCGUAUACUUACAGAGAGUACCGGCCCAUGGAACAAGUGGACUUCCAGGAUAAUGGCACUAAAGUCGCAGCUGUCAACACAAAGACCUACAUAUUCCAGCGUAACAUGUCCCGAGGUCCAGAGAGUGACCUCAUCAGGACGGUUAACAUCCCUGCAAUGACAGUGAUGGAGCAGUUCAAGGACUCGACUAUUAUGGCCAAUCUGAUCUCCGCCUAUAUGAAGUCCAGUGGUGAAGGCCUGUUCAUCACGCGCACAGUGGGAGAGCUGCUGUGGGGUUAUGAAGACGCCCUGCUCAAAGCCCUCAGUGUUAUGAAACCUGACCUGGAUGAUGUUUUCGGGCUCUUCUACAAGAGCAAUGCUUCCAAUGAUGGUGAAUAUGUCUUCUUCACUGGUCAGCAAAACUAUAAGGACUUUGCCAGGGUGGAUACAUGGAAGGGUGAAAGCACGCUGAAUUGGUGGACGUCUGAUGAAUGCAAUAUGAUCAAUGGAACCAACGGAGCAUCUUUCCAUCCAGUCGUCACCAAGGAUGAGACGCUCUACAUGUUCUCCUCUGACCUGUGCAGGUCUCUGUACGCUCAGUAUGAGGAGGAUGUGCAAGUGAAGGGGAUCCCUGGGUAUCGCUUCAGUCCCCCUAGCCAGGUGUUUGCCAAUCAGACCGUGAACCCAGCCAACGCAGGCUUCUGUGUCCCUGCUGGAAACUGCCUGGGCUCUGGUGUGCUGAAUGUCAGCCUAUGUAAACAAGGAGCUCCCAUCAUAAUGUCUUCACCACACUUCUACCAGGCAGAUGAGAAAUUUGUUCAGGAUAUAUUUGGCAUGAAGCCCAAGAAGGAGCAGCACCAGACUGCAAUUGAUAUUAAUCCGCUCACAGGAAUCAUCCUGCAGGCAGCAAAGCGGUUGCAGGUCAACGUGUAUGUCGAGAAAAUUGCCACCUUCAGUCAAACAGGAAACGUGAGGACUGUGGUCUUUCCUGUGGUUUAUCUCAAUGAGAGCGUUGUCAUUGACGACGCCUCGGCCACGAAGCUGCACAUGAUCAUGGUUGAGCGGAACGUGGUGGUGAACAUUCCCUUCAUGCUGAUUGGUCUAGGCAUAAUUCUGGGAGGAAUCUUCAUGUUCCUGAUGUGUCGACAGAAGGUCCCUGAGAGCACUGCAGCUGAACGACAGCCCCUGCUCUCAUCAUAGCACCGAACAGUAUGUAGAAAGAAGGAGGACUGCCCAUCUGCAGUAUAAUUACACAUUUCAUGGGUUCAAUGGAUCUGCAGUUUUUACCAUUAACCCUCAAGUUAAUAGUUUCCAUUAAUAACCAGAAUCCCACCUUUUAAUCAGCUUUUAUUUUAAAUCUAAUGGCUUUAGGAUCAAAGGUGAAGAGUUUGUUAUAGGGCUGGGGCUAUCGUCUUACGCACACGUCAGUUUUAAUAAUGCUGAAAGACAUAUUUUUUUUAAUUAAAUCUGAAAUCUUGAAUAUUUUUCUUUUUUACUUUCUUAAUAUGGGAUUUUGAAUUGAAACUACAUAAAUUGAAUCUCCCACCAAAUAUGAUUUGAGGAGGUCAGCUCUGAAGUAAUCAGACCUCCAGGAAUUGAAGUGAAAAUGUAUCGUGCCGUUAUUUGAGCAUAGCCCAUGUUUUUGUGUGAAAUCGCUGCUUUUUUGAGUGUGUGAGUGUAUGAAUGUGUGUGUGUGUAUGUGUGUGUCCAUAACACUGUCUGUGUGUUUUUUAAAAAAUGGCCCAGUCAUCAGUUUUCAGCAUGGUCUGGUGAGAUUGUUGAGGCAUUAGUAAGAAGAAUGUUUAUAAAGCUGUUUUAGUGCAAGAAAAAAGUCAAUAUUUCACAUUUUUGUAUCGUUUCCAAGCAUAAGCCAAGUAAAUAACCAAGUCAAGCUGCGUGAAACGACUGCUGGCAUGAUUAUUCUUUAUGUCAAAUCUAUAGUGAGCUCAUCUUCCUUUUAAAACCAUGUACUCUGUUGUAACCUCCAGUGGAAAUCCAGUAAUCUACAUUAUAUGCAAACAGUAUAAUGUGGAUUUACAUCCAAAUAGUAUUACUUCAACAGUCGCAGAAUAAAGGGAAGGGUUUUGCCUGGUGCGUGGUACGAUGUCUUGCCCCAUGAUGGUGUGAAGCAAUGUGCAAUGUUUUCUUUCCCCCGAUCCCAAUUUGUCACCAUGAAUGUGUAAUUUUGAAUUAUACACUGAUAUUCGGCAGAAAUCAGUGUGUGGAUGGCUUCAUGCUGGUGACACUACUGAUAGAUGUUUUGUCAAAUAGAAAAUUGUUUUUUUUUUUCCUUUCAACCACUAGGAAUUGUUCAUGAUUUUUAUGGUUACAAAUCCCACUUUUAAACAGCUUUUAAUGAGUUUAUUGUGUCUUUAUUUAAAGGUACACUAUGCAGGGUUUUCACAGAAAAAAAGCAAUGUAUAGACUCAUGUAAAAGUAAUCCCUUUCAAUCAUCACUUGUGACCCCACGAGAAGUGUGUGGCAAUGUGUUUAUCUGCUUUUUUUGCUGUGUGCGGGACAUUUCUGGGCAAAGAGUGCAGGUGAGGGGGGGGCUGCGUGGUAUACCUUUAAACUGUGCGGUUAAAAAUUAAAUAUAAGUGAUUUUCUUUGCAGCACUACACAGAAUCUGCACUGCAAUGUGUACUUGUUUUGUCUUUUUAAUAACCACUGCUUCACACACAUUACUGACACUGUCUCGGUCAUUGUUUCAUAUGUAACAGACAUUAUUGUUUACACUACUACACCUGCAUAGUAAAAUUCAUAUGUAAUUUCUGUUUACGUACUCUCAAUAGGUCACGUGUAACCGUUUGCACAUUGUCUUGUCAUCGGCUACAGCUUCAAUAAACCUGGUGUGCUUCUCAUUCUCUGAA